AUGGACGAGGUCGAGAAGGAGGUCGAGAGGUUCCGAUUCGCCAAGUCCAAGCCCGUGUACGAAAAAAGACGAGACCUGUUAGUCCACAUCCCCAGCUUCUGGUACAUUGUUUUGGCCGAGCACGAGGACUUCCAGGAGUACGUCCAGACGGACGACAUGAAAUAUCUGGAGUUCAUCAGGGAGAUCUAUGUGGAGUACCUUCUGGACGACGACCCCCUGAAAUUCAGCAUUACCUUUGGAUUCGAGGCUCCCAAGGGCGAGAUCGAGACGCAGACAGUCACGAAACGGUUUGAAAAAAUUCACGACGUCGAGACCGGCGAGGAGAAGCUGGUAUCGGAGGCCGUGGACGUUAAAUGGCCCGCAGAGCUCGACAGCGUCAACCCGCACCUGAUAAAGGCCAAGGGAGAAAUGACGCCCGCUGACAAGAAGAAGUACCGCGCUGGGAUGAAAUCGUUCUUUGCGUUUUUCGCCUGGACGGGCAGAAAGCCCGGCAAGGAGUACAGACACGGCGAGGACCUUGCCUUGCUGAUUCGAGGAGCUGGACCUCGACGACGAGCCGGCCCCUAA
Molecule: messenger RNA, 567 nt
Organism: Ogataea haglerorum
Lineage: Eukaryota; Fungi; Ascomycota; Pichiomycetes; Pichiales; Pichiaceae
Exons: 2
Coding region: 1-567 (188 amino acids)
Biological process (GO): nucleosome assembly
Cellular component (GO): chromatin; nucleus
Molecular function (GO): chromatin binding; histone binding
Source: RefSeq, a predicted model, not a curated record